This is a messenger RNA of Peronospora belbahrii, 534 nucleotides long. The record is from the annotation of a GenBank genome assembly. Lineage: Eukaryota; Oomycota; Peronosporomycetes; Peronosporales; Peronosporaceae.
AUGAAGACUCUAUUCGUCUCGACUCUUGCUAUCACGCUUAGCGUUGCGUAUGCUGCCUCCAAGUGCGAUCUAUCGGCCAUUGAGUCGUCACUGAAGUCCGACAAAAGAACCAAGACCACAAUGAGUACGGCUCAGCCAGGAUGCCUCGAGGACACGGGAUACGACAUCUUUGACAUUUCCGUCUUUCCAACGCUGAAACAGUCCCAGGAUGCUCAGUUAAGCAACUAUUGCUCGCAGCUUAUUAACACUGUCAACGGACAAGCUAAUGUUGCUAGCCAAUGCACGAUCGAGGCGAACGGAACAACCAUUACCUAUGGAACCCUUAUCAGUGCCUUUCUUAAUGGUAAGACGGGCAACGAGUCCGACUCGGGCAGCGGAUCCGUCGAAUUGGUAAAUGAGAGCAACUCGAACUCGUUUGAAGACGACAGCAGCUCGUCAACUUUGUCCUCAUCCUCUACAUCUGGCUCAGGUACCACCGCUAUGUCCUUUGUCACGUACGGUGCCAUUAUUGCUAUUGCUGCUGCGCUUCGUUAG